Messenger RNA from Cololabis saira (Pacific saury), 1931 nucleotides. Its product is annotated as cyclin-dependent kinase 15-like. Gene Ontology annotation, biological process: protein phosphorylation. Gene Ontology annotation, cellular component: nucleus; cytosol; cytoplasm. The transcript has 13 exons. The coding region runs from base 7 to 1365 and encodes 452 amino acids. Gene Ontology annotation, molecular function: cyclin binding; cyclin-dependent protein serine/threonine kinase activity; ATP binding. Lineage: Eukaryota; Metazoa; Chordata; Actinopteri; Beloniformes; Belonidae. The record is from RefSeq and is a predicted model, not a curated record.
UCAGAGAUGGAGGUCUGGUCCGGCUGCAGGAGGAUCUGCUGCUGCUGCCGGGAUGAAGAGGAGGAGGAGGAGGAGGAGAGGAAGGACCAGGACCUGGACCUGGACCUGGACCGGGACCAGGACCUGGACCACCAGGAGACCAGCCUGAAGAUCAGCAGCAGCUGGACCUCGCUGCCGCCCGACCAGGACCAGGACGGUCCGGACCGGUCCGGCUCCAAGUCCAGCCCGUACUGGUUCCACACCCUGCAGACCCGGAGGUUCAAGGUCCAGAGAGGACGCAGCAACAGCGACCCCUUGAGAGGAAACCCGGCGCAGGACGCCUUCACCUGGAGACCCGGUCUGGAGUUCGGAGCCGCCCGGUCCUACCUGAGUCUGGAGAAGCUCGGGGAGGGAGCCUUCGCCUCCGUCUACAAGGGAAUCAGCAGGAUAAACGGGCAGCUGGUGGCGCUGAAGCAGAUCCGCAUGAAGACGGAGGAGGGCGUCCCGUUCACCGCCAUCAGAGAAGCCUCUCUGCUCAAACGCCUGAAACACGCCAACAUCGUCCUGCUGCACGACAUCGUCCACACCAGAGAGACGCUCACCUUCGUCUUCGAAUACGUGCAAACAGACCUGGCCCAGUACAUGAUCCAGCACCCUGGGGGGCUGCACUCCCACAACGUCCGGAUCUUCAUGUUCCAGCUGCUGCGAGGUCUCACCUACAUCCACAGCCGCAGGAUCCUCCACCGAGACCUGAAGCCCCAGAACCUGCUCAUCAGCUACCUGGGGGAGCUCAAGCUGGCCGACUUCGGUCUGGCCCGAUCCAAGUCCGUCCCCAGCCAGUCCUUCUCCUCGGAGGUGGUGACGCUGUGGUACCGGCCGCCCGACGUCCUGCUGGGCUCCACGGAUUACUCCACGGCGCUGGACAUCUGGGGGACGGGCUGCAUCUUCGUGGAGAUGCUGCAGGGGGCGCCAGCGUUCCCAGGAGUCUCCGACGAGCUGGAGCAGCUGCACAAGAUCUGGGCGGUUCUGGGCGUCCCGUCUGAAGACACGUGGCCCGGAGUCAGUCAGCUGCCCAGUUACAGACCAGAACGGUUUCGUCACUCUGAGCCGAAGCAGUUCAGGACGGUUUGGAAAAGGUUGGAGACGCUGCCCUACAGGACGGAGGACCUGGUCCAGCAGAUGCUCCAGCUGGUUCCGGGGAGCCGGGUCUCGGCCCAGCAGGCCCUGGAGCACCAGUACUUCAGAUCCCUCCCUACUCCCAUCAUGCACCUCCGGGACACCGUCUCCAUCUUCAAGGUCCCCGGAGUUCAUUUAGAGACGGAGGUCAGAGACACCUUGACCAUUGGGAGGAAGAUUAAACCAUCUCUGCUGCUCAGGGACUGGUGAGGGAACCGUCCAAUCAGGACAAGCACAGAGGUGGACACGACCUCCAGACACUGGGACAAGCAAAAACUCUCCUGGAAGAUGGACAAUGAUGGAAAGAUGAGGGAUGGAUGGAUGGAUGUGUCACGGAGUGGUUUGUUGAGGACCCAAACGCAGGAGAGCAGGAGUUGGAAAAAACGUAAAUUUAUUUGCAAAAACAAAAACAAACCAAAACCGCGGCUGAGGAUCAAAGGCCGACCAAAAACAUGAAUCCAAAACUUGACGAGGAGAAACAUGGAGGUAGAAACAGUACGGACCAGGGAGGAGCAGGGAAUGACAAGACUAGAUAUAACAGGGGAUAUUGAGACACAGGUGACGACAAUCAGGGCAGAUGGAAACAGGAGGGACAGAACUGAAAUUCAAAAACUGGGGGAAAUGUCAAACCCUGACAUUACACCCCCCCUCAAGGGACAGAUCCCAGAUGUCCCAAGGAAAACCCCACCCAGGGUGGGCGGAGGGUCCUGGUUCCUGAGUCUCUUCCUAAAUAAACGAUGAACCUGAUCCAGAAUCCCUGCUGACUCUGACUCUUC